Molecule: messenger RNA, 2382 nt
Organism: Peniophora sp. CBMAI 1063
Lineage: Eukaryota; Fungi; Basidiomycota; Agaricomycetes; Russulales; Peniophoraceae
Source: the annotation of a GenBank genome assembly
AUGAUCACCUCCCGCAAGGUCGCCUCUGCCUCCCUACGUCGCGCUGCUGCACGUAGCGCGGCGAGCGCGCCGGCCGGAUCUCGCCUCGCGCGCGCACUAUCCUCUCAACCGCAUCAACUCCCCCAACCUCAGAGCCGAACACGCGCAAAGCCAGUUAUCACUUCCCAUGCGCGUGGUCUGGCGACCGAAGCCCACCUGGAGGCUGUCAUUCUCGACAAGAAGCCGCACUUUGACAAGAUACUGGUAGCGAACAGAGGCGAGAUAGCAUGUCGCGUUAUACGCACUGCGCGCAAGCUUGGUGUACGCACUGUUGCUGUAUACAGUGAAGCCGACGCAGGCUCUAUGCACGUUCAACUGGCUGACGAGGCCUACUGCAUUGGCCCAGCACCAAGCGCGGAGAGCUACCUCCGGAUGGACAAGAUCAUCGACGUGUGCAAACGGAGCGGCGCGCAGGCUGUACACCCAGGGUACGGCUUCUUGAGCGAGAAUGCGGCCUUCGCGGAUGCUCUUGCUGCCGCAGGCAUCGUCUUCAUCGGCCCGCCAGCGAGCGCUAUCGUCAGCAUGGGCUCCAAGAGCGAGUCCAAGACGAUCAUGUCCGCCGCCGGUGUGCCGUGUGUACCAGGUUAUCAUGGCACGAAUCAAGACCCAGAUUUCCUUCAGCAAGAGGCCGAGAAAAUUGGGUACCCGGUGCUUAUCAAAGCUGUCCAUGGCGGCGGCGGCAAGGGCAUGCGCGCUGUGAAUUCGUCCGAUGAGUUCAAGGAGGCGCUCGCUAGCUGUCAGCGUGAGGCGCAGAAGAGCUUUGGAAAUGCGGACGUGCUCGUUGAGAAAUUCGUUGCGCGCCCGCGACAUGUUGAGGUACAGGUCUUUGCCGAUACACACGGCAAUGCUGUCAGUCUCUGGGAACGCGACUGCAGCGUACAGCGACGCAACCAGAAGAUUAUCGAAGAGGCACCUGCCCCAGGACUCGCGCCCGAGCUGCGCGCGGACUUAUGCGCCAAGGCAGUUGCGGCAGCUCAAGCGGUCGACUAUGUUGGUGCUGGCACGGUCGAGUUCAUCCUCGACCGCGACGAUGGACGGUUCUACUUCAUGGAGAUGAAUACGCGCCUCCAGGUCGAACACCCCGUCUCCGAGAUGAUCACUGGACUUGACCUAGUCGAAUGGCAGCUUGAGGUUGCCGCUGGGAACCCGCUUCCGCUCUCUCAAGAGCAAAUCCCUCUCGCAGGCCAUGCCUUCGAAGCACGCAUCUACGCCGAGAACCCACGCAACGGCUUUCUACCCGACUCCGGCUCACUACUAUACGUCUCGACUCCGGAACCGACUACCAUCUUUGCCCCACCUCUUCCGCAUGUCCCUUCAUCCGCAGGUGGUCUCGAAGCUGCCGGUUCAGGGCCUGCGUCAACAACCGUCGUUCCCUCCGUACGCCUUGAGCAGGGCUUCGGUGCCGGCGCCCAGAUCGGAGUCUUCUACGAUCCUAUGAUUGCCAAGCUCGUCGUACAUGGACCGGAUCGCGCAAGCGCAUUGCGUCUACUGUCGCGUGCACUCGAAGAGUACAGGGUCGUUGGUGUGCAUACGAACGUCGAGUUCCUGCGUUCGCUCGCUCAGCACCCGAAGUUCAUUGAAGGCGACGUGGAUACAGGUUUCAUCCCGAGACACAGAGCAGAGCUUCUCCCAACACCGUCUUCGCCGAAUCCCGAAGUCCUAGCGCAGGCAGCGCUAUUCGCGGCCCUCCGCGACCAACCUCCAGCCAGUGCCUCGCCAUGGACGUCACUCGGCGCGCGACGCUUCGCAGGCGAUGCCUCUGUACGCACCAUCACCCUUCAAGCCGGCGAAGGCGAGAAUCCCGAGACCUGGCCCGUGACCGUACGCGUGCGAGCGGUAGUCGGUACAUACGACGUUGUAGUUGGCUCGUCUGCAGGAAGCGAGCAGACGACGUUCGAGAACGUGCAUGCUUCUUUGGUAUCGCCAACCGAGAUCCACACGACUCUCACUGGUGCUCUGCGACGCGCGACGGUCGUGCAACAGCUGGCUCCUCCGCAUGCUGCUCCCGGAUCCAAUGCAUCACGCUUACACGUCUUUUCCGUCGACGGCACGCAUACCACAUUGGCACUUCCACCGCCUGCAUGGCUACUAUCUCUCGCCGCAGAUGUCGCACCGGCAGCUGGCGCAUUGCGCGCGCCGAUGCCUUCGCUCGUCAUUGGGAUCAAGGUCAAGGUCGGCGACAGGGUCGAGAAGGGCGAUGCCGUGGUGUUGCUGGAGAGUAUGAAGACCGAGACGGUGUUGAGGGCUGGACGGGGAGGUGUUGUGCUUGGGAUCGGGUGUGCUGAAGGAGAGAUGGUGGAGGAAGGGCGGGAAUUGGUUGAUAUCGAGGAGGAUGCGGAAUGA